GCAGAGUUCUAAUAGUUUCACUAGCACCAUUUGGCUUUUCACAAUUUCCUAGCUAUCACUCACACCAUGACCAAAUCAAUUCCCUUUCUCAUUCUCCUUCCCCUGCUCCUCUCUCUCAACUCUGGGGGGCAUGUGAAGUUUGCUGAUGGACGAAAGGUUGCUUACAACAACAGUAGCUGGUGUAUUGCAAAGCCAUCAUCAACUGUUUUUGAGCUGAACAUCAACAUUGAGUAUGCUUGCAACAUCGUGGGAGAUUGCAGUGUGAUCCAAUCAGAUGGGCCUUGCUUCAACCCCAACAAUCUAGUGAACCAUGCCUCUGUUGUGAUGAAUCAGUACUAUGCAAUUGCUGGAAGAAACCCCUGGGAUUGUUACUUCUCUGGCUCUGGUCUCAUUGUUACCAAUGACCCAAGUUAUGGGAGCUGCAAGUAUGCUUAGGCCACAGUGGGAACAAUAAUAAGGAAAAAGAUAAAUCUUAGACAUGAUAUUAUAGAUGUUACAUGUGCAGUGUCAUCUUUCUAUCUUUCUAUUACAAUAAGUGGUUUAGUAUAUGACUAUAUGUAAUUAGUGAAGUGAUGGAAUAUAUAUACUGAGGUUUUUAUUGGAAGAAUGAGUUUACAUUGUCUUUCUCUGUAGUUCAUGAACUGAGGUUUUAUAGGAAAAAUACAAAAUAAAUGAUAAAUUGGGGCAUUCCGAGAAUUGAACUCGGGACCUCUCGCACCCUAAGCGAGAAUCAUACCACUAGACCAAAUGCCCGCUGUUGAA
This is a messenger RNA of Lotus japonicus, 762 nucleotides long. RefSeq names its product major pollen allergen Ole e 10-like. Lineage: Eukaryota; Viridiplantae; Streptophyta; Magnoliopsida; Fabales; Fabaceae. The record is from RefSeq and is a predicted model, not a curated record. Bases 67 to 435 code for a protein of 122 amino acids. The transcript has 4 exons.